Messenger RNA from Stomoxys calcitrans (stable fly), 3627 nucleotides. RefSeq lists its product as uncharacterized. The record is from RefSeq and is a predicted model, not a curated record. The transcript is spliced from 10 exons. Bases 274 to 3627 code for a protein of 1117 amino acids. Gene Ontology annotation, molecular function: metal ion binding. Gene Ontology annotation, biological process: superoxide metabolic process. Lineage: Eukaryota; Metazoa; Arthropoda; Insecta; Diptera; Muscidae.
CCAUUGCUGUGUUUGACUCUCAGUUGAGUUUAAACUACCGUCGAAGACAGAGAUUUCUUUUGCUAUGGCUCAUACAUAUUGCUGACGUUAAACAAAAGUUCCCAUAAUUGAAAAAAAAGUGGAAAAAUGUGAAAGUGAAAUGGAAUUCUUCUGCAACUAAGGAAAAGUCAAAUUUAUGUGAAAAUUGUUUAACAAUUCUCAAGAAAAUAGUUUUAACCAAUUAGAGCCAUAGGAAAAAACAAAACAAAUUAAAAUUAAGAGCAGUUUAACAAAAUGUUAAACUUCCCUACCAGUCAACAUUUCUUUGUCUUGGUCUUGUUGGGUAUUGCGUCACAAGCCACAGGACAACAUUUGAUUGCCUAUAUCUCCCAACAUGGCCUACAUGGCGAAAUAACUUUUCGCCAAGUCAACUCUAGUCAUGUGGAAAUCUUGGCGGAAUUAGAAACCACACUGCAAUUUCCUGACCAGGUAUGGAGUUGGUCGGUGCGCAAAUUUCCCGUUGACUAUUCGAACACCGAUACAAAUGAGCGCUGCGAACUUCAACGUUUGGGUGAUCAAAUUCUAACAUUUGAUGAUGACUUGGAGUAUAUCAUCAUGCCCGGAAAUGAAUCAGCUAUGUGGUAUAAGGAAAUGCAAUUGAUAGGUCCCAAAGGUAUUUGGGGUAAAUCCCUAGUACUGACCGAAAUCUCCCGCAAUGUACGCGCCUGUGCCACCAUCACCACCAUACAGGUAUCUGUGGAGCAUGUGGCCGAGGCCCGAUUCAAUACUCCCAUCACUGGUUCUGUGUACUUCCGAUGGUUGGCGCCCACAGAAGAGGCAUCUGGGGAUACCCUUAUCUACUCUGAUCUGUAUCACAUCCAAUCACAACCCACGAACUCGGAUCCUAGCGAACACAUGACAAAACAUCGUUGGAAAAUAUUUGUGACAGACAUAUUAAAAUACGAUCAUCAUCGUACCGAGGAUAAUUGUAAUUUCUUACAAUUAGUAUUCGAUCCUGCUGGGGAGGGGGAGGGUAAUGGCAUAGGAGAUCUGGAUAAUCGAUUGGGUAUGCUAAGGGUAGCUAAGAAUGCCUUGAAAUCACCACAGCGUGCUGUAUUUCGUGAUGAGAAGUUGGCCUUGCUGCCUUCAGAUUUGACCAUACCACAUCGUACUUUGUACUUGGUGUUGUACGAGGAUCAGCAUCCGGAAAAUUUUUUGGCUUGCACGCAGAUAAGGCGUGUAAAGCCUUUGACUUAUAAAUCAAUUGUCAACCAUGCCGGCAUUCAAGGAGAAAUCACCAUGACCCAACGCUCUAAAUUUGAUCCCACCUUUUUGAAUUUCACCAUAAACACUGUGGACCAAUAUGCCCAGCAUGUGGCGAAAAAAUUUGCCGAAGAUGUGGCCAGUUUUCGUAUUCAUCAACUUCCUCCCGUGCCCCAUAAACUAGGGCUGCCAGAUUAUUGUGAUUCUACUGGAGAGAUUUAUAAUCCCAGGGAAAUAGAAAAAACUGAAAUACCUCCAGCAGGUUAUGGUACCCAAGAUCAAUACCCUAUAGGGGAUAUAAGCGGCAAGUUGCAGAGUCGUAAUAAAAAUUAUUAUCAUCAUUAUACAUUAUCAGGAGCCACUUCGGAGCUUAAUGGCUUAUACUGGGAUAUAUUCCUACCCCUGCAGGGUCUGGAGAGUGUGGCUCAUCGCAGCAUGAUCAUUUCACAAUUUAAUCGCACCAAUGUGGAAAAUAUCACCGAAAUGUUGUGGGAUUGUGCCAAUAUCAAUCAAUAUGAAAUGAAUGGCAUGUACCAGAAACCCAUGUUUACAGCCCAAGUCCUAUUUCGUUAUCCUAUUGUGGGUAGAGUGCUAUUUCGUCAGCCCGCCGAGGAACCUUGGCAGGAUACCACAGUGAUUUUUGAAUAUCUAAUACAUGCUGAUGGUUCCACCCAGAAUAAUACAUUUGCCCAUAGAUGGGCCAUACACAGUAGUGCGCCUGGCAAAGAUUUCUAUGAUUGGCAAAAUCGUUGCAUAUCCACAGGAGGAGUUUUUAAUCCCUACAAAGUAGAUUGGGGAAAUCGUUCGGUGGAUGAUUAUUGUAGUCCUCGUCUGCCUGCCAUGUGUAGGGUAGGAGCUUUGGAUAUACGCAUGGGUACAUUAAAUAUAGCGGGCAGUAAGCGUAAUGCCCAAGAGAUUAGUCGACGCAUAUUCACUGACACCAAUUUGCCUCUAUCUGGAAGGCAUAACAUCAUGGGAAAGUCUUUGGUGAUCUAUGAUGAUUUUGGACCCAAAGCGAGGGGAGAGAGAUUGGCGUGUUCCAUCAUCAAUGGUCAUUUUCGUCGUAAAGUAGUGGCCAAAGAAUGGUUUGGCAAUGGUGAUGAUGUCAGUGUAUUAGGUAAAGUAGAGGUAACCCAACAAUCCGAAUAUGACAUCAGCAAUGUGGAAGUGCAGUUCAAGGGUUUAGAGCAAAACAGUGGCUAUCACAUACAUAUGACCCCCGUGGAAAAUAAUCUCGCUUUUCCCUGCGAGGACAGCACUCUCUAUGGACAUUUUAAUCCCUACCAAGUUAACCCCAAAUUAUCACCACCACCCCAUCAAGGCAGUACGGAACAAUAUGAGAUGGGUGAUUUGAGUGGAAAAUUUGGCACUUUGGAUUCUUUGACUCAAUAUGAGGAUUAUUACAAUGAUACUCGUCUUCCUUUGUUUGGCAUAAACAGCAUUAUUGGCCGUUCGGUGGUGAUUCAUAAGAAAAAACGAAAUGCUCGCUGGGCCUGUAGUACCCUAGAGAGAGGUUAUUCACCACAUGAGGCUCGUGAGAUAAGAGCCAUUGCUUCGUUUCAUCAUCCUACUGGUUAUGCCUAUGGCUAUGUUAAAAUGACACAACUGAUACAUAAUGAUGGAAGUCAAUCGGAUACUGUGUUAGAGGUGAAAUUGAGGCAUCCUGGUAAAAAUGAUAGGAAUGUGACCCGAAAUCAUAAUUGGCAAAUUUUUGUAAAUCCUGUUGGUGUUGAUGCCGCUGUUAAGCCCACAAUCACUCGAUGUGUAGCUGGAGGUUAUGUUUGGAAUCCCUAUUUUACCCAAUUGGCAGAUCCUUUGAAUCGUGAUUUGUACGAACUUGAAUGUGGCCCAGAUAAUCCUUUACGCUGCUAUGUGGGUGAUGUCGGAGCCAGAUUGGGAACAAUAGAUCUUGGUGCUGAACGCACUGUGGUCACAGAUCCCAACUUCCCUUUGGAGGCCCCAGUGGGAGCUAUAGGCCGUUCUUUGGUAAUAUUUGGUCCAGACUACUCAGGAGAACGUUUCGCCUGUGCCAACAUAGAACCGGAUCACAAUGUGAUUAAAUAUAUCAAUCUACAGAAACCACCCAGAUUUGUGGUAGCCCAAUUUCUUGAUGAACUACGUUCGGUCAUGGGCAUACCCGAAUGGAUGUUAGAUGUUGAUGCUCGUAAAACCAAAGAGCUACAUGGAGGAUCCUGCAUUCAAAUGAUCAUACAUUUCAAGGGUCCCAUAGCUCAUCGCCUGGAAUUGGAUAUGUCUCGAUUGAUAGCUGCUGGGCGUUUGGAUGCCCCUAGUUUGUAUAUUCCUGGUUAUGUGAAUACCAAACGCAAGGCCACCAUUUCGUACAGGACUUGUGGUGUAAGGGAUCGUAAUGAAAAUCGUAAGUAG